AUGGACGGAUCCGCCGCGGCAGAGCUGGAGAGGGCGGAGCGGGUGGUGAUGCGGUGGGACUCCACGGCGUCCGCGUCCACGGGGGGCGGGGAGGACCAGAUGCUGUUCGACGGCGGCGGGGACCGGGCGGAGGCGGAGCGGUUCCUGCAGGCGGUGGACGACCUGCACCGCCUGGCGCCGCCGUCCCCCGGCACCGGCACCGGCAGCGCCAGCCCGCCGCGCCGCAGCUCCUCGGCGGGCGGCGGCUCCAGCGGCGCCGUGCAGGUGGCGAUGGCGCGGCUGGAGGACGAGUUCCGGCACGUGCUCUCGACCCGCGCGGUCGACCUGGAGAUCGAGGUGCUGGCCGACCUCACCUCCUCCCUCUCCAUGACCAGCGACCGGACCAGCUUCUCCGCCGAGUCGACGGCCGCCGCCGACAGGGAGCCCGCGCCGGCGGCGCGGGGGGCCGACGACGACGACGAGAACUCCAACUCCCGGUCCUCCUGCGUCGGCCGCCGCAGCAGCUACCGCUCCAUGACCAGCAUCCGCGAGAUCGACCUCUUCCCGGCCGACGCCAUCUCCGACCUCGCCGCCAUCGCCGCCCGCAUGGCCGCCGCGGGGUACGGCCGCGAGUGCGUCCAGGUCUACGCCUCCGUCCGCAAGCCCGCCGUCGACUCCGCGCUCCGCCGCCUCGGCGUCGAGAAGCUCACCAUCGGGGAGGUCCAGCGACUCGAGUGGGGCGUGGUCCAGCCCAAGAUCCGCACCUGGAUCCGCGCCGCCCGCGCCAUCGUCCGCGGCGUAUUCGCCAGCGAGCGCCGCCUCUGCUUCCUCGUCUUCCACGGCCUCCAACUCUCCUCCAAUCCCACCACCACCACCGCCCCCGCUCCCACCACCACCCCAUCCGCCCCCUUCACCGAGACCGUCAAGGGCGCCGCGCUGCAGCUCUUCGGCUUCGCCGAGGCCAUCAGCAUCGGCCGCCGCUCGCCCGAGAAGCUCUUCAAGAUCAUCGACCUGCACGACGCGGUCUCCGAUCUGCUGCCCGACGUCUCCGACAUCUUCGCCGCCUCCAAGGCGGGGGAGUCGAUAUGCGUGCAGGCCGCCGAGAUCAGGACGCGCCUGGCCGACGCCGUGCGCGGGAUACUCUCCGAGUUCGAGAACGCCGUGUUCCGCGACCUCACCAAAACUCCGGUGCCCGGCGGCAUGCUCCACCCCCUCACACGCUACGUGAUGAACUACAUCAUCCUCAUUUCAGACUACAGGGCCACGCUUUCUCAGCUCAUCCUGGCACGGCCAUCAGCUAGCUCGCGUGUUGCGGCCGAGGGCAAUGAUCUCACACCGGCAUUUCCUGAUCUCGACCUCGCUGAUCCUGACAGCCAGUUGCCGCUUGCUACUCAUCUUAUAUGGAUUAUCGUGCUUCUUGAGCACAACCUUGAAGCCAAAGCGUCGCUCUACAAGGAUGUGGCGCUCUACCACUUGUUCCUGAUGAACAAUGUGCACUAUAUUGUGCACAAGAUAAAGGACUCGCCUGAGCUCUGGGCGCUUAUCGGGGAUGUGUACUUGAAGCAGCUCACAGGUAAGUUCCGGUUGGCAGCCACGGCGUACCAGCGCAGUGCUUGGCUUAAGAUCCUGAAUUGUCUGAGAGACGAGGGUCUCCAUGUCAGCGGUGGCUUCUCAUCAGGGAUAUCCAAAUCAGCGCUUCGGGAGCGGUUCAAGUCUUUCAAUGCUGCGUUCGAGGAGGCGCAUAGGAUCCAGUCUGGGUGGCAUGUGCCCGACAAGCAGCUGAGAGAAGAGCUCAGGAUCUCAAUAGCAGAGAAGCUUCUCCCAGCAUACAGAUCUUUCCUUGGUCGCUUCCGGCACCAUAUAGAGAAUGGGAAGCACCCAGAGCUGUACAUCAAAUACUCAGUUGAUGACCUAGAGAUAUCGGUGUCAGAUUUCUUCGAGGGCUCUCCUCCUCCGCCCAAUAGCAGGAGGAGGUCCCAUGGAUGAGCGAUGGCUUGAAGGCCUCCAAUAGUUGUGUCACUUGGCUAACUGUUGUUGCUGAGUAUUCUUUAUUCUUCGGGGAUAAAGUCGGUAUAUUUUGGUUCUCCCCUGAACUUAAGGGUGUAGUUGGUGAUGAUUUCUUCUACUAGAGGUAAUCUGAAACAGAAGCAGGUUCGUAUUGAAGCUGUCGAAAGCCUCGGUGGGUUUUCCUCAGAUGACGAGCUUGUUCGUUUGUUACAUUAUGUUUGUAUAUUUUGUUUGGUAGCAUGUUCAUAUAGGAAUAUUUUUGUAGUAUAAUGCUGCAUAGUUGUAACUUGUAAUAUCCUGGUGUUCCGGUUGAUCACCAUUAUAUAUGACCUUUAGUUUAGUAUAUCCUGCUGUCUUUCUGGUUGAUCACAUUAUAUAUGAGUAAUGAUUUUGGUAGAUUAGAUGUAAAAUCAACUGUGCUAGGGAGUACUGU
This is a messenger RNA of Lolium rigidum, 2419 nucleotides long. RefSeq names its product exocyst complex component EXO70B1-like. The transcript has a single exon. Gene Ontology annotation, cellular component: exocyst. Lineage: Eukaryota; Viridiplantae; Streptophyta; Magnoliopsida; Poales; Poaceae. Gene Ontology annotation, biological process: exocytosis. Gene Ontology annotation, molecular function: phosphatidylinositol-4,5-bisphosphate binding. The record is from RefSeq and is a predicted model, not a curated record. Bases 1 to 1965 code for a protein of 654 amino acids.